UCUUGAAUAAAUGUUUUGCAGAGUGCACGUGUCUUUGAUUUAUCAGUGGCGACGAGGAUAAAAAAAUUCACAUAAAUUUAAAAAUUAAUUAAACUGUGUUGAGAAAAUUAUAAUGAUUGGUCAAAUUAGUGCAUUUGACGUUAAAAAUGGCAAUUGGUCAGCAUAUAUUGAACGUGUGGAGAUGUAUUUUUUGGCAAAUAAAAUUGAAGAUGGCGUCAAAUUACCCACGCUUAUAGCGGUAAUGGGGGAAGAUAGCUACGACUUGCUAUCUACGUUGGCCAGUCCGAAGAAACCUUCGAGUCUAACUUUCAAAGAAGUUGUGAAUUUAAUGGAAACGCAUUUGCAGCCGAAACCUUCAAUAUUAGCGGAGCGUUACAGAUUUCGUCAAAGAAGGCAGCAAGAAAACGAAUCGAUUGCCGACUACGUGGCAGACUUAAAAAAAUUAUCACGGUUUUGUGAUUUCUCAACAACACUAGAAGAUAAUAUUAGAGACCAAUUUGUGUGCGGGCUUAAAAGUGAAUCUACAAGACAGAGGCUGUUUGCCGAGGAGAAUCUUUGUUAUAAAAAAGCCGUGUCGCUCGCGAUAAACCUUGAGGCGGCGGAACGUGACGCGGGCGUUGUGGAUCGUUCACUCAUUGUGGAGCAAGUAAAUAAAAUGCAAAUACGUGAGUGUAAAGCAUGUGGGGACACAAAUCAUCGCUGGGAAGAUUGUGUCUACAAAAAUUUUGUGUGCAGCCUCUGCAAAACGACAGGCCAUCUCCGUCGUAUGUGUACGGGACGAGAGAAGACUGGGGUACGCGGUGAGGGCGUGAUGAACAGCUACGGGUACAGUGGCAGAUCGCGCGGGUGGCGCGGGCGAUGGCGCGGGAAGCGUGGCGGUCGAUCACGUGGCGCCGGGCGCGGGGCCGGACAAGGAGCCCCCGCCGACACCUACUGGCUGCAGGGAGCCGCCGGAUGCGAGGCUGGACCGGUGGCCAAAGCGGCGCCGGCGAGCGAGGUGCGCCAGCAAGAGGAAGUAGACUACACGGAUGAGGAGCCGAUCUAUCAGAUGUCCUUAGCUAAGUACAAACCGGUGUGUAUUUCCUUGUUAGUGAACGAUACAUUGUUGAAUAUGGAAAUAGAUACUGGGUCCGCUUUAUCCUGUAUUAGUAAGAGUACAUUUUUAAAAUACUUUAACAAAUUAAAGUUAAGGUCAUGCAGGUUAAAAUUAAAGUUUUAUGACGGGGCUACCAUUGAACCAUUAGGAUAUUUAGAAAUCAGUGUAAAAUAUGGCAACAUAUGUAAAGUUUUGGACCUUUAUGUUAUCGACAAUGGCUGUACCCAUUUAUUAGGACGACAAUGGCUCUCAGAACUGAAUAUAGAUAUUCCUAAAUUUAAAAUCUGCAAUGUAAAUAAUGUGCAAGCAAGCCAAUCGAAUGAUCAAAUCAAUAAUAUACUUUCCAGAUAUAAGUCGGUGUUUGACGGGACCCUGGGCAGGUACACUGGUGGUACGGUGGCGUUGAAGGUGCGUGAGGACGCAGAGCCUAUAUUUUGCAGAGCGAGGCCAUUGCCUUUCUCUAUGCGAGCGCGUGUGGAUGCAGAACUAGAUGCCAUGCUUCAGGCCGGCGUUGUGGAACCGGUGGACCACUCCGACUGGGCUACUCCGCUGGUCAUUGCUUCCAAAGCAGACGGGGGAAUUCGUAUUUGUGCCGACUACAAGGUGACACUCAAUCGAGCCUUAAUGAUUGAUAGGUAUCCGGUUCCGAGGAUUGAUGAAUUGUUUAGCGACCUCAGUGGAAAUAAAUACUUCACAAAAAUUGAUUUAUCACAGGCUUAUAAUCAACUUGAACUAGAUUCAGAAUCAAAAGCGUACACUGUAAUCAAUACACAUAAGGGGCUUUUUAAAUAUAAUCGCUUAGUAUAUGGCUUAGCUUCAAGUCCAGGAAUAUUUCAAAAAUUUAUGGCAAAUUUGUUCAAAGAUAUUCCAGAUGUGAUUACGUUCUACGACGAUAUAUUGCUAAAAAGUAGGGAUUUUAAAAGUCAUUUGGAAACAAUAGAGAAAGUCUUUAGUAUUUUGCAAAACAACGGGUUAAAAAUUAAGAAAAACAAAUGUAAUUUUUUGGCUUCCGAAGUUAAGUACUUAGGAUACAUUAUAGAUAAAGAUGGUAUAAGAGUGGACCCAGACAAAGUAAAAGCAAUUGUAGGUAUGGUUUAUCCAAAGAACGUAUCUGAGUUAAAAUCGUUUUUAGGAAUGGUUAAUUUCUAUGGAAAAUUCAUAAAAAAUUUGAGCACUCAUCUGGCUCCUUUAUAUGAGCUAUUAAAGGCAGGUAAACAGUUUAUUUGGUCUAAGGAGAGUAGUUUAGCAUUUAACAAAGUAAAGAAAUUGUUAUGUAGUGCAGAAGUUCUAGUGCAUUUUGAUAUAUCUGCAGAGUCCAUAGUGACCUGUGACGCAAGUUCGUAUGGCGUGGGCUGUGUGUUAGCGUCGCGCGCAUCUAACGGUUCGGAGCGGGUCGUGGCCUAUGCCUCGCGCUCACUCACUCCUGCGGAGAGACACUACAGCCAAAUACAUAAGGAAGCCCUCGCUAUUAUAUUUGCUGUUGAUAAAUUCCAUCAAUACUUGUAUGGUCGGAAGUUUACAUUAAAAACAGAUCAUAAACCACUAGUAAGCAUUUUCGGUCCGAAUUCAGCAGUACCUUGUACAGCAGCGAGUAGGUUGCAAAGAUGGGCUAUCAAGUUAUCAGCAUAUGAUUUUAAUAUUGAGCAUAUUUUCUCAGCCCCGUAUCAUCCGGCUUCAAAUGGAGCAGCGGAAAACGCAGUUAAGAUAUGUAAGAGAGUCAUAAAAAAAGCGGUUAAUCAAAAACUAGACCCGGACAUAGCACUUUCUCGAUUUUUAUUAGCUUAUAGAAAUACGGAGCAUUACACUACAGGAGAGAGUCCUGCUAAAAUUCUGUUGGGCAGGGAUUUACGUAUGCGUUUAGAUGCCUUAAAGCCUUCACGCGAGACGAGAGUUCAAUCACACCAAGCUCGCAGUGAGGAGUUUGCGGGGGGAGCGCGGCGUCAACUUACACCCGGUGACCCGGUGUGGUACCGCGACUACCGCUCUCGGGACAAGUGGCUAGCAGGCCAGCUGACGGAUAGGUUAGGAACCACUGACUACAAAGUUAAAUCUGUUCUCGGAACCGAAGUACAAAGACAUAUCGAUCAAUUAAGGUUUAGAAAGGUCAAAGUAGUUGAUAGUAAUACAGGGGACAUAAAUCGUCAACCUUCACAUGUUAAUCCAAAACCUAAGUCCCGAAGUUCAUUAGCUUUUCCAACCUCAGAGAGCCCAGAACGAGACCCCGAUUCUAUGACAGCGUCGUCUGCCACAGCUGAUAUGUUGACGUCACCUAGAACGGUUCGUAAUCAAAGAGCAUCCCACAAUGAAAUGAGCAGCCCAGAUGGCAAUACGUCACGUCAGGAAGCUAUCACCGCCGUCACCGUGCCAGCAGUGUCCACGCCCGGGGGACCGAUUCAAGAUAAUGUAGUCUACAGGGAGUUAACGUCUGAUCAGCAAACAGACAGAAUUAGUAGGAUUCGUAGACCCCCUCGUAGAUACGGCUUCGAAGAUGUUUUUUUUUUCAGGUAGCAUAUAAGCAUCUUAGAUUAUUUUUUUUUAAAUUAAACUUAUUUUUUUUUAUCUUUUCACAUGUAUGUCAAUGUAAAUUGUUAUAUUCUUGUAACAAGUAGAGAUUUAGACCAUUAAAUAUAAAUGUUGUAUGUUGUAGUAGUAGGUAAAUCUUUAAAAUAGAUUGCAGCUGUUUAUUUUUAAGUUUUUUUUUUUUUUUUUGUCACCUUUAAUAAAAGGUUAAUUUCGGUAAAUAGGGAGAGAGGUAGGUAGGUAUUGAGGUAGCUUACAUAGAAAUAUACUUAUUGUUUUUUUUUGUUAUUUACUGUUUUCCUUAUUAUGUAUUUCCAUCAUUGAGUUAUUAAAUUACUAUUGUUAUUAAGACAGCAACCUAUCUACUUGUGAAUUUACCUAGGUAUUUGAUAUAUCUUAAAAAUCUUUAGAACACAGAGUUUAUUAACUAAUUAAUUAGCUAUGUAAGAGAGCUUAGCAUUUAAGGGGGAAGGUGUUAGAUAUUUGGCAGACUAAGUGGGCAACACUG
This is a messenger RNA of Pieris napi, 4124 nucleotides long. RefSeq lists its product as uncharacterized. Gene Ontology annotation, biological process: DNA integration. The record is from RefSeq and is a predicted model, not a curated record. Lineage: Eukaryota; Metazoa; Arthropoda; Insecta; Lepidoptera; Pieridae. Gene Ontology annotation, molecular function: nucleic acid binding; zinc ion binding. The transcript has 2 exons. Bases 113 to 3604 code for a protein of 1163 amino acids.